AUGAACACCACAAACAGUACGCUGCAACAAGCACGAUGCGCCAGUCAUAGCGGGAUCCCUGUUCUCCCCUACUCCAAUGUCUGCGCUAUCACCAUCUGGCAACAAGGAUUGAAUAAUACGGACGAUCCCUAUUCUGUCCUCAAGAACUGUUGCCCUAGCGAUCACUACAGCUACUUUGGCGAGGAUAACUGCUUCGCUUACUGCAAUGCAACCAAGGAGACUUACUCAACUCUUGAAGAAUGUCUCCUUGACCGCCCUCCGCGACUCCAUGCAGUUGUAUGCAACACCGGCAGCGCUAUGGGGCCGAUGCGCAGCGUGGCGUCUUAUCUUGUGCUAGCAGUGGUCUUUACUGGCCUUUGGCAGUUUGGUAUAUGCUUGUGCUUCAGGGCCUGUACAGCCGGGACAUUUGGGACUUGCGAUAUAUGCCAAGUUAAUUAG
Aspergillus terreus NIH2624 is the source of this 438-nucleotide messenger RNA. RefSeq lists its product as uncharacterized. NCBI's taxonomy places the organism in Eukaryota, Fungi, Ascomycota, Eurotiomycetes, Eurotiales, Aspergillaceae. The transcript has 3 exons. The record is from RefSeq and is a predicted model, not a curated record. The coding region runs from base 1 to 438 and encodes 145 amino acids.